GCCGGAGCAACGAGCAGUCGGCUGACAACCACCGACCACCACGAUCGUCGACAAUCGCGAUGAAGAUGGCUGCCGAGGUGAGGUGGCUUUUGGCUUUUCUAGUAUCGUUCGCCGUCCCGUCCACCCGUGGCGAGACGCCGCAUCGAAAAUUCGAAUACAAGUACUCGUUCAAGCCACCGUAUCUCGCGCAAAAGGAUGGCAGCGUACCGUUCUGGGAAUACGGCGGAAAUACUAUUGCUAGUGCAGAAAAUGUCAGAGUAGCGCCCUCACUUAAAAGUCAAAAAGGUGCAAUAUGGUCGAAGCAGCCAACAACUUUCGACUGGUGGGAGGUAGACUUGGUAUUUCGUAUAAGUGGACGGUCAAGGAUAGGAGCGGAUGGUUUAGCAUUUUGGUACACAACUGCCCAAGGCGCCUACAACGGCACCGUUUUCGGCAGUUCGGAUCUUUGGACAGGCCUGGGAAUUUUCUUUGAUUCAUUUGAUAAUGACAAUAAGCACAAUAAUCCAUAUAUCAUGGCUGUUAUCAACGAUGGCACAAAGAUCUUUGAUCAUCAAAAUGACGGUUCUACGCAACAAUCGGCAGGCUGUUUGCGAGAUUUCCGCAAUAAACCUUAUGCCACGCGUGCACGGAUAGAGUAUUAUAAGAAUACAUUAACAUUAAUGUUUCAUAAUGGCAUGACAAACAAUGAUCAAGAUUAUGAAAUGUGUUUUCGAAUUGAUAACGUUGUAUUACCGAAAAAUGGAUACUUUGGAAUUUCCGCUGCUACUGGUGGCCUGGCCGAUGAUCAUGAUAUCUUACAUUUCCUAACCCUCUCUUUGUAUCCUCCCGGACAGUUACCAGUAGAUGAUCAUAAAGUUUCUUUAGAGGAACAGGCCAAACUUCAACAGGAAUACUUGGACUACCAAAAGAAACUAGAUGAACAGAAAGAGGAAUAUCGCAAAGAACAUCCAGAUAAAUUUCGGAAACAAGAAUAUGAAGAAUAUUAUGAAACAGAGAGUCAGAAAGAAUUACGGCAGAUAUUUAAUGGACAGAGUCAGAUGUUUGAUGCCUUGCGUGAACUUAACAGAAAAUUAGAUGAAAUUGUUGGAAGACAAGAGAGAGCAUUGAGUUUGAUAUCACAAGUUCAAGCGGGUCAAGCAGGUAUACAGGUUGUAAAUGGCCAACCAGGACAGCAGCCUGUGCUGGUUGACACCAUACGUCGGCACGAGGUCGAUUCUGUGCUAAAUAAUCAAAAUAUUAUAUUAAAUACGGCCAAGGAGAUUAAAUCCUUUAUGGGAGAACUUCAUAGCAAGACUGAAUCCAUUCUUAACAAUCAAGCACGUGCUCCGACGGCACAGGUGCAGCCAAUGGGAUAUGAUCAUCAGUCAUUAAUGUCGGAGAUACGAGACGGACUGAAUACAUUGAAAAAAGAUAUUAAAACCACGGGAAGCGCGGAUUGCCCUAAUUGUCUAUCAGUCGGCAUGUUCUUGCUAUUCAUCGCAAUACAAAUGAUAAUAUUAUUGGUGUAUAGUAUUUACCGGGACAAUAAAGAAGCGCAGAUGAAGAAACUCUACUAAUAUACACAUCGUUUGUGGUCGAACUUUACAAUACAUUCUCGUUUGUGAAUUAUGUGACUCAAUAUUUUUAUUACUCGUUAUUCAUAUCCGCGACGUGUCUCGAUAUUUGUAAUAAAUACAUCCUUCGUCUUUGUCAGAUUAAUCUGAAAUUAUGCAAUAGGAUAUUGCCCCACGAGGACACAAAGACAUCUCACAUCGAUGUGAGACACCGUUUUAAAUAGUUACAUUUAAACGGGAAGCCAUCACCCGCACAUAUAACAAUGAUGUAUAUUGUGAUCAUUGUAUUUUGGCAGAAUGCGUUUGGAUGAAUGGAGGAAUAAUUACAGAGCUAAAAGCUAUUUAUGAGUAGAUCUUACAAGAGUUAUUAAAGAUGUUCCACGAGAUUUUUUCUUGUAUAUCGUUAAAUAUAUAUAUUUUUUUACUGUCGAGAUCGCAUCGUCAGCAUGUUUAUCAUUACACAUACAUCGCUUUCAAAUUUCAUUCCUAAUAGCUGUAUCAAUUAUUGGUCUCUUGUGCAACUUCUUGCAUGUAAAUCUUUGUACGAUAUUUUAUAUUACGCAUUUAGUACUUGAAUAUAUGAUUUAUGAUUUAUGUUAUUUGUAAGAACUGUUUGAGAUUGAUAUUUGGCUGCGCCAUUUGUUGCAGUGAAGAAUUAUAUGGCAAAUCUUGCAACCAUUAUACAGUAAUGUGAUUGUUCGAUUAUUGCAUCAGAGGUUGUAGAAUGACAAUGUGCAUACGAAUGUGUAUCUGUGUAUACUCUACAAUUUAUCUUGUCACGUCGUAAGGUUGAUCGUAUACGACGGCUGCGUUUUUGAAGCUAUAAUAAGAACUCUGAGUACUGUAUGUAUUGUAUGUGUGCAAGAUGCAUGAAUAGUAGUAGUAGUAGUAGUAUACAGGAAAAUGGGAAUUUAUAAGUUUGUUAUUCUCCUCAUUGCAUUUGUAAAAGUUUAUUGAAUAUUGUAAAGAUGAUUUAUCUAAUAAUGAAAAUACAAAGAUACAAAAACGA
This is a messenger RNA of Formica exsecta, 2562 nucleotides long. It is a transcript of the gene ergic53, whose product is annotated as protein ERGIC-53. Gene Ontology annotation, biological process: Golgi organization; endoplasmic reticulum to Golgi vesicle-mediated transport; endoplasmic reticulum organization. The record is from RefSeq and is a predicted model, not a curated record. The transcript has 10 exons. Bases 60 to 1556 code for a protein of 498 amino acids. NCBI's taxonomy places the organism in Eukaryota, Metazoa, Arthropoda, Insecta, Hymenoptera, Formicidae. Gene Ontology annotation, molecular function: D-mannose binding. Gene Ontology annotation, cellular component: COPII-coated ER to Golgi transport vesicle; endoplasmic reticulum-Golgi intermediate compartment; endoplasmic reticulum membrane.